Messenger RNA from Nasonia vitripennis (jewel wasp), 2903 nucleotides. It is a transcript of the gene rasp, whose product is annotated as protein-cysteine N-palmitoyltransferase Rasp. Bases 867 to 2420 code for a protein of 517 amino acids. Gene Ontology annotation, molecular function: palmitoyltransferase activity. Gene Ontology annotation, biological process: protein palmitoylation. NCBI's taxonomy places the organism in Eukaryota, Metazoa, Arthropoda, Insecta, Hymenoptera, Pteromalidae. The record is from RefSeq and is a predicted model, not a curated record. The transcript has 7 exons. Gene Ontology annotation, cellular component: endoplasmic reticulum.
AGUCGUCUCAAGGACCGAGAACAAUAAUAAACAGGUCUCUCUCGGUAGCGCAACGUUUGAAAUCGUAGAGGACGCAGAUUUCGCGCGUAAAGGCCAUACUUAUAGCACCGCACGCGCGCGCAAAAAAAAAAAAAGAACAACGUAAACUCCGUACCCGAUCGACGACCUCGUGUAUCCAGUCUGGCAUGCUGUCCUCCGCGAGAAAGAGACAGUCCUCGGGAACGUCGCUGUUGCACCUGGUAUUUCGCGCACCAACUCCGAUCGCCUGUCCGUGAGCCGUGAGGGACGGUGAGGCCUCCUCCGUGAACAGCAUAGUGCGACAGCGUUUGCACUUGAUCUCCGUGAUCUGUGUGUGUGUGUGUGCGUGUGCAACAUAGUUUAUUACAAGAAUAGCGAGAGCGUGGCAUCAGGUAUAUUUUCAAGAGAGCAAUGGCGUAACCUAGUUUCGCGAAAACUCACUUUGGCGGGCAUUUCGAGGAGCAGAAGAGAUCUCUCGUGUAAUUACGCAGGUAUACGCUGCUCGCUCUGCAGGUGAGCGAGGGGGAAGGGGUAAUGCUUGUUAUUGUUCAACGCGUGUGUAUCGACGGCUAGAAGAGCUGAGCUACGCAGCAACUGCAGCAGCAAGCGCAGCGCGAGUACUGCUGGCGAUCAUCGUUGCAGGCUAAAAUGAACCAGCUAGUCCCACGCGCGCACACAGGUUAGAAUCGCUCGUGUGUGCGUGUAUGUUCAUAUGUAUAUAUGCAUUCGAAGCGGAGCGGAGGUGAAGGGAGCGAGAGAGAUAGUUGGAAAAUAAAACAGCUGGUCGCGCGACAAUAUGAUAUAAACGUGCGCGCCGAUGGGCGAAAGCGCGCUGGAUUUGAAUCGAGAUGGAGACGACGCAGACUAUGACCAAAUUGAGCAGAUUCGAGACGUGGUUAUGCGUGGCUGGAUGGUCCGGAGCUGUGUUUUAUUCGAUCUACUGCGUUCAUCUGUCGACCGAUAGAUAUUUUAGAGACUAUGAUGAUGCCUACAGUGAUUUCGCACCUGGAUGGUCCUUUGUCAAAAGAAAAGUUGAUGUCUCAGAUGAAGAGUGGAGGAUAUGGAUUCCUCUGAUGUUUCAGCUGGUUCCUUGGAUUGUUGUGCAAGUUUUCGUUAGUCAGUGCCUUAAAAUAUUGUGUCAUAAUAAGACUUUACUGUGCAGCUGGUACGCAGCAUUAUCUGUUAUAUUUUUAUGGAAUUAUUUUGGACUGCUGAGUACGCUCUGCACACUGUUACUACCAUGCAUUUCCUGCCUUCUGGCUUCGCUGAGAAGCAAAGUUAUUUCAUGGAUAGUUCACACUGCGACAUUAGCCCUUAUUUACUAUGCUAAGGUAUCAGAUGUGAUCUUCAGGGAAUGGUUGAUGCUGGAGGAUGAAGAAUAUUUUAUGCUGACAGCUGCAGUAUGCUGGAUUCAACUGAGGAGCAUCAGCUACAGUAUUGACAGCAUUGAAAGUUACAAACAUAUCGAUGUUUGGGGUUUCAUACAAGAUUUGCUACAAAAUUUAGCUUACUGUUUGUACUUGCCAACUCUUUUCUUGGGACCAGUAAUUCUCUAUCAACAAUUUCUGGACGGGGUAAAUAAGCCAUUCACACAAUGGGGUAAAGAGAAAUCGCUGAGGAUAUUUUCUAGUCUAGUCCGCUAUACAUUUUGGAUGUAUUUUACACAAUUAGCUUUACACUACGUCUACUUCAAUGCACUAAGAUUCCAUCCAGAAUUUGUGAUAAGCCUCAGACCAUGGGCAUUUUAUGGAUUAGGAUACUGCAUGGGGCAGUAUUUUUUGAACAAAUAUGUUGUCGUCUACGGACUCACUUCUACUGUAUGCAGAGCCGAAGACAUUGAUGCUCCACCUCAGCCAAAAUGCAUUGGAAGAAUACACUUGUAUUCAGACAUGUGGAAACACUUUGAUAGAGGAUUAUACAAAUUUCUUUUGAGAUAUAUUUACAUUCCCUGCAACCCUAAGUCGGCUAUUGGGAAAUUUUUUGCCUCAGCUGUGUGCUUCACAUUUAUAUAUCUGUGGCACGGCAUGCAUUUAUAUAUUUUUAUAUGGGCGUUCCUAAACUUUUUUGGACUGUUUAUAGAAACUAUGGCGAAGUCUAUAAGCGGAUUCUUUUACCAAAAUAUCAUAGGUAUUUCUAUAAGUCCGCAAAAUAAACGACGACUGGAAUGUAUGAUUUCAAGUCCGCUUUUAGCUUUGUCUGCUAUAUCAAACUUUUACUUCUUUGCUGGAGAUGAAAUCGGACACAUGUACAUUUACAGAGUUUUCCGAGAGUCUUGGACAGCUACUGCAACACUGUUACUCGCCUUAUAUGGCUGUUGUCAGACGUCUACAGAAAUAAAGCAGUUGGAGAAGGGCAAAGUGUUGAAUGAAAGCAAAGAUAAAGUUAAAAAUAAGAUUUUGUAAUUUUUCAAGAUUUAUAGAUGUAAGUACAAAAUAUACAUGAUUACGCAAAAUACAUAACUUUUUAUAAUAAAUACGUACGUAAUAUACGGAUAUGAUCGGUAUACUCAAUUGACUUAAUCUACAUUGUACAUAGUUAUAAGAUUCUUGGGCUAUAAUUUGGUGAAAUUGCAGUCAGACUUACUAAAGAAAGUCCUGCAUUGUCUUAUUAAUCUUUAAAUUACUUGAUAAGAAGAAAUUGCAAUAUUCUGAGUAAAUAUUUUCUUUCGUGAUUUUUUUGAUUGACAUUUAUCACAAAUGAAAAUAUCAGCAAAUUAAGCGUUUAAACUUUUCUUUUUGUACUAAAACAUCGGAAGAUGUAACUUGCAUGAAUCGUAGAAGAAUCACCGCUUCGACGAACCAUCUGCGUCAAGAGCUGAAACCAAACAAAUUCAAAUUAUAAAUCAUUUCAUAAUAGCGAAUAAAAUUCACCAAUGUAACAUAAAA